Molecule: messenger RNA, 1990 nt
Organism: Daphnia magna
Lineage: Eukaryota; Metazoa; Arthropoda; Branchiopoda; Diplostraca; Daphniidae
Exons: 4
Coding region: 470-1990 (506 amino acids)
Source: RefSeq, a predicted model, not a curated record
UAUAUAAGAAGACAAAAUGGAGAACUACGACAGUUGUGUUUCAUCUUUUGCCAAGAAUGGAGUGUCUCGUGUGUAAGAUAGCGUUUAAAAAGGGAGAUCAGAAAAUUAAGUGCAAUCAGUGCGAGAAAUCGGUUCACCGACGCUGUUUUACAUCGAUUGACAAGGAUUGCUACAAGAUCGCAAAGCGGGACAAUUUGUUUACAUGUUUUUCUUGUGAACUGGAGAGUAUUCCCUCAGCCGCCGUUGAAGCUAAUUCGAUUCCGCUCCAGCAAUCACGACCUAAACGGAACAGAAAACCGAACCCUCGUUACGACCAAAGUUCUCCGAAGGGCGAAAUGCAGCAGUUAUUCCUUUCUCGGAUUCAGUUAUCGAUCCAACUUCUUCAACUACAAACAUAAUUGUCAAUGAAACAUUUACUAUUCAUAGCUCCUCUAACCACUCAGUCGUCCUUGAAGAAGUUGUCCCUCCAAUGCCGUCAAUAAAUAUGGACUUUCCAGAUAUUCCACAGGAAUUACUUGACAUGGCAGUUGCCAAUAUGUCUCUGAAUGACUCUGCAAUUAAUCCUUUUGAUUUUUCUUUUAGAUUAGACACUUCACUUCACCCGCCAAGCCCAGUUAGACCAGAAGAUAAUUCCACAGCUAGCAGAUCAUCCUUUGAAUCAGAGAAUGGAGAUACUGUUCAUUCGCCUCGUCACGUUACUCCGGUCCCCAUCAGAGAGAAAAGCCUGAUUUACGAGGAGCCAAUCACACCAGCAAUCCGGGUGAAACACUUUUAUAUUGAAUUUGGGGCUUCGAUAAGGGGAAAGGAUCAGUUGUUGGAUGGAAUAGGUAAUCGAUAUGGGAGAAAAAGCGAGAAACCCACUAAAAGUGGAGUAGUCACUUGGCUAUGUACGAGGCGUGGUUUAAAAGGUGAGCAAUCCUGUGCAGCGUUUGUAAAGCAAAAGGGAGAAGAAUUUAAGGAAGGUGAAAAGGGUCAUAGUCACCUUCCCAAUCCCUCUCUGAUUUUGAAAGUUCCCUUAGUAAAAAAAGUGAAAAAAAAUGCACUCUCCAAAAAAUUUGAAUCUGCUAAAACUAUUGCUGAAGAAGCACUUGUCCCAGCUGCUAUGCAGCAUCCAGAUUUAGAUCUACCGCAACCAGAUAAUUUAGCUAAGGCUGGCAAUUACAUCAGACAAAAGGACAGGCCUCUACAUCCAACCACCCUCCAAUUUGAAUUGCAACACCAUGCUCUGCCGAAGGAUUUUUUUGUUGGUGACAUCACUGUAGGGGAUAGACGGCACAUUUUGUUCGCCAGUAAAGAGCAGUUAAGGGAUUUGCAAAAUAUGCGUAGAUGGUAUGUUGACGGGACUUUUCAUGUGGCUAAACUUCCAUUUAGCCAGUUGUUCACCAUCCACGGGUUUGUCACGAAGAAUGGAAAGUCAAAACAGAUUCCAUUGCUCUAUGUGUUGAUGUCCGGUCGCGAGCUAAGCGAUUAUGUCGCGGUCCUUGAAAAAUUAAAAUCUCUUUUUGAUCCCGAGUAUGAACCUUGCUUAGAAGACGUGGUCUUGGAUUUCGAAACAGCGACCAAAAGAGCAUUUGAAGAUGUUUUCCCUGAUACGAAGAUUUUUGGUUGCAAUUUUCAUUGGACGCAAAGUGUGUAUCGUAAUCUAAAAAGACUUGGAUUUUCAGUAGCUUACAGGACAGAUUCAAAAAUCAAAGAGUUAGUGCGGGAAACAUUAGCUUUGCCAUUCGUUCCAUAUCAAGAAAUUCAAGGUUGUUUAAAAAAACUGAAGGAUCGAUCAGUCCAAUUAGUUGAUGAUUUGAUUGCAUUAAACGAAGAAAGAACCGACGAUAAUCUUCCACCAUUACGUAUUACAGAUCUGAGAACGUUCUUUGACUAUGUCGAGAAACAGUGGAUUACGAGUCGUGUUUGGUCUCCAGAUACUUGGAGCGUCUUUUUUCAAGAAGUGUGGACGAAUAAUGAUGCCGAAGGAAACUCAGAUGAAUUUGAUUAA